Molecule: messenger RNA, 842 nt
Organism: Pongo pygmaeus (Bornean orangutan)
Lineage: Eukaryota; Metazoa; Chordata; Mammalia; Primates; Hominidae
Gene: COA4
Product: cytochrome c oxidase assembly factor 4 homolog
Exons: 3
Coding region: 230-493 (87 amino acids)
Biological process (GO): mitochondrial respiratory chain complex IV assembly
Cellular component (GO): mitochondrial intermembrane space
Source: RefSeq, a predicted model, not a curated record
CUCCCCACGAGGGGCUGGUUCCUGAAAGGAGUGACAGAGGAUCCGCAACCGCCUGCGAAGCCGAAGCCACCGCGUAGGAGCGUGCGUUCGGGCCCUCUUCUCCGACCUGUUCGGUCCGCCUCCACGAUCCAGCUGCCAACCAUCUAGCCUACCCUGAUCUCUGAGCAGCGGUCGUCCUCAUUUUACUCCAGAGGAGACUGAAGCCAGAAGGUGACUCCCCGUCCCCAGGAUGUCAACCUCAGUCCCUCAAGGCCAUACCUGGACCCAACGGGUGAAGAAGGACGAUGAGGAGGAGGACCCGCUGGACCAGCUGAUCUCCCGCUCUGGCUGUGCUGCCUCCCACUUUGCAGUGCAGGAGUGCAUGGCCCAGCACCAGGACUGGCGGCAAUGCCAGCCACAGGUGCAGGCGUUCAAGGAUUGCAUGAAUGAACAGCAGGCGAGGCGGCAAGAGGAGCUGCAGAGGAGGCAAGAACAAGCCAGUGCCCACCACUGAGACCCCAAACCACCAUCCCCAGUAGAUGGCCCUGCCAAGACCAGCACCCAGCAAGAUUAUAGAGGAAGAAAUCCUAAAUGCUGGGUGUGGGAGGUCUAAAACAUGGGGAUAGUUUUUGGAUCUGGAGUUGAGAGCCAUGGGUUUGGACAUGACUGGCACAAACAGCUGUCAUAUGUUCAUGGUCAGAUCUCAUACAUCCUCAGCUGUCUUGUUCCACCAGUAUUUGCCAGGAAAACAAAGAAUGUGUUAAGGGAUGCUCCCCCACCCCACAUCUUGAGUCAGUGUGCCAAGUACUGAGAUGAUUUUAGGGACAUUUUAUUUUAAAUUAAAUUCACAAUCUAAUGGUAAA